Drosophila obscura is the source of this 1251-nucleotide messenger RNA. RefSeq names its product cysteine and histidine-rich domain-containing protein (gene mora). The record is from RefSeq and is a predicted model, not a curated record. Lineage: Eukaryota; Metazoa; Arthropoda; Insecta; Diptera; Drosophilidae. The transcript has 4 exons. Bases 100 to 1191 code for a protein of 363 amino acids.
CGGUCACUCUAAUAACCUAGCGCGGUCACACUGCUUAAGAAUCUUCUGGAUUUGGCAAAAAAUAACAAAAUUUGUUAAACAAAUACAAACCAAGCUAAAAUGCUGCAAUGCUACAACAGAGGCUGUGGCCAGCUUUUCGAUGAAGCUGCCAAUAAUGAUGAAUCUUGCCGGCACCAUCCCGGAGAGCCGUUCUUUCAUGAUGCCUACAAGGGCUGGUCGUGCUGCCACAAAAAAUCGGUGGACUUCACCGAGUUCCUGAACAUCAAGGGCUGCACACUGGCGAAACAUUCGAAUGUAAAGCCCCCAGAGCCGGAGAAACCAACCAAAGACGACAGCAAUGAGGCCAAGGACGAGGUCAUCGUAGUGCGCGCGCCCAUACGAGAAGCUAUGCGCAGGCCACCUUUAGAAACACCAUUCAGGGUCCUUCAGCCAACAGUUGCCGCUGCCCUGAAAGAGACUAUAGAUACCCUGAAGGUGAGCAGUGCUGCUCCGGCAGCAACGCCAUUCGGAGAGGCAAGCGAUGCCAUCGCUGUGGGCACAAGUUGCAAAAACAAUGGAUGCUCCCAUUCAUUCACUGGCACGGACAGCGAUAACGGCCAGUGUGCCUAUCAUCCUGGUGUCCCCAUCUUCCACGAGGGUAUGAAAUUCUGGUCAUGCUGCCAAAAGCGUACUUCAGAUUUUGCCCAAUUCAUGGCGCAGAGGGGCUGUGUGAACGGCCAGCACAAGUGGGUCAAAGAGACAAGAAAGGUGGUGCAGUGCCGAUAUGAUUGGCAUCAGACGGCCACAAAUGUGGUGGUGGCCAUUUACGCGAAGAAGUAUCACUAUGCCCAGAGUGUGAUAGAAGUAAACCCUAUCCGGCUGCAUGUGAAACUCGUUUUCCCAGAGCAGGAAAACGCCACUUUUGACAUUGAUCUGGAGCUGGGAGGCAUUGUCAAUGUGGACAAGGCGAGUGCAUACAUGUACGGCACCAAGGUUGAGAUCACAUUGCCCAAGCUGGAGGCAGGGUCUUGGUCAAAAUUGAAUUUCAAACGUGCCACAAUGCCAGCGGCCAAGAAAACCAUUGCCGCCGAAGUGCCAAAAAACGAUGAGAGCGAUGAAGAGUUCUUCGACCUAGACGACAUCGAGCCCGUGUACACUCAUGGCCUGAAAUUGUCCGAUAUGAGUUUACAACAACCAAACAAUUUAGAUUAGCCAAAAAAGUACGCAUUUAAUGUUGCACAGAAUACACGAAUGGGCCUUCAAAAAACCAUU